This is a messenger RNA of Vitis vinifera (wine grape), 2716 nucleotides long. RefSeq names its product serine/threonine protein phosphatase 2A 59 kDa regulatory subunit B'. Gene Ontology annotation, cellular component: protein phosphatase type 2A complex. The coding region runs from base 680 to 2326 and encodes 548 amino acids. Gene Ontology annotation, biological process: signal transduction. The record is from RefSeq and is a predicted model, not a curated record. The transcript has 2 exons. Gene Ontology annotation, molecular function: protein phosphatase regulator activity. Lineage: Eukaryota; Viridiplantae; Streptophyta; Magnoliopsida; Vitales; Vitaceae.
UGGAGGUAAAUUGACAACUUAGCCCUAUACCCUUCAUGAGUGGCCAAACAUCCAACCUCUCCUCUCUCUCCACCCUUAUUUCAUAACAAUUUUUUCAGUUUUACCUCCUAUUUUUCUUCUAUUUAAUAUUCAAAUCCCCAAAAUUCAAUAUUUUCCCAUCUCCAAAAUCCAAAUUCUAAACUCUAAAUCCCUUCUUAGCAUGCAAACUUGCCAAACAAAGAUAGAUUAGAUAUUUGAGAUAUAGGGAGAGGGGGCUUUGUUAUUUUUUAUAUUUUUCUUAUUUUCCAAUUUCCCCUAUCUCUCUUUCUCUCUCCCCCCCCUCUCUCUCUCUAUCAAGCAUCCAUUGAUUCUACAUACUAUAGGGCUCUUCAAGUUCAGAUCAGUGGGGUUUAUUAGUUCACAUAUCAUCUAUAGGGUUUUUCUAGGGUUUUCUGGGUUUUUUUGUUUCUGGGUCUUCUUCAUUUGCUUUUAGAUCUUUCAAUUCCCUCUCGUCAAUGUGAAGGUAUGAGCUGGUAAUUAGGGUUUCUGCAGGGACGCGAAUUCUCAGUUCUCUUGUAUUGGGUUUUUCUGUUGAAUUGUUUGGGGUAAUGUUUAUGUGCUAGGACGCAUUUAGAGGCGGAAAGUUGGGCUCUUGUUGGGUUUAGCGUUAGGGUUAGGGUUAGGUUUAGGGUUUGUGAAUAUGAUUAAACAGUUACUGGGUAAGCUACCUCGGAAACCAUCCUCGAAAUCAUCGCACAAUGACUCUAAUCAUGACGGUGCGGUCGCCCCUGUGAAUUCAUCUCAGGGACCCAAUUCGAAUUCAAUGGGUCCUGGUCAUAAAGCUAAUUCGGGUUCUGCGAAAUCUUCGAAUUCGAGUGCCAGUGCUUCUCGGUCGAACAAUGGGACACUGGCGCCGCAUUCCUCAAAUUCCGGUAAGACGAAUCACGGGAAGAAAUCAGCCGCCGUCGCUACUGUCGGACCGGUGUUAGCUUCUGCAGCAUAUGAGGCCUUGCCGAGUUUUCGGGACGUUCCCAACCCGGAGAAGCCCAAUCUUUUCAUUAGGAAGUUGAAUUUGUGUUGCGUUGUGUUUGAUUUCAAUGAUCCAUCGAAGAAUCCUAAAGAGAAAGAUAUAAAGCGGCAAACUUUGCUUGAGCUUGUUGAUUAUAUUUCAUCAGUGAGUUCGAAAUUCAAUGAAACGGCAAUGCAGGAGAUUACAAAGAUGGUGGCAUUGAAUUUGUUUAGAACGUUCUCGUCCUCCAAUCAUGAUAAUAAGACCCCAGAAAUGUAUGACCCAGAAGAGGAGGAACCUACUAUGGAGCCUGCGUGGCCCCAUCUUCAAAUUGUGUAUGAAUUUCUACUUAGAUUUGUAGCUUCAUCAGAGACUGAUGCGAAGCUUGCCAAAAGAUAUGUUGAUCAUUCGUUUGUAUUGAGACUGCUUGACCUAUUUGACUCCGAGGACCAGAGGGAGAGAGAGUAUCUAAAAACAAUACUUCACAGAAUUUACGGCAAGUUCAUGGUGCAUCGACCCUUCAUAAGGAAAGCUAUCAACAACAUAUUCUACAGGUUCAUCUUUGAGACUGAGAAGCACAAUGGGAUUGCAGAAUUGCUUGAGAUAUUGGGCAGUAUAAUUAAUGGGUUUGCAUUGCCUUUGAAGGAAGAGCACAAGCUGUUCCUUGUUCGUGCAUUGAUUCCCCUCCACAAACCCAAGUGUGUGUCAAUGUAUCAUCAGCAACUUUCGUAUUGCAUCACUCAGUUUGUGGAGAAAGACUUUAAGCUGGCUGAUACAGUGAUUCGAGGCCUUUUGAAGUAUUGGCCCAUAACUAAUAGUUCAAAGGAGGUUAUGUUUCUUGGUGAAUUGGAAGAAGUUCUAGAAGCCACUCAGCCAGCAGAGUUUCAGCGCUGCAUGGUCCCUCUUUUCCGGCAGAUUGGUCGGUGCCUCAAUAGCUCACAUUUUCAGGUAGCUGAACGUGCAUUGUUCCUGUGGAACAAUGACCAUAUAAGGAAUUUGAUCACACAGAACUGUAUGGUGAUACUGCCUAUAAUCUUCCCAGCUUUGGAGAGGAACGCAAGGAGUCACUGGAACCAAGCUGUGCAAAGCCUGACACUGAAUGUGAGAAAGAUAUUCUCAGAUCAAGACCAGGUGCUACUUGAUGAAUGCUUGGUCAAAUUUCAAGAGGAUGAAGCCAAGGAAAGGGAGAUACAGGAGAAGCGGGAAUCAACCUGGAAGCGUUUGGAAGAUUUGGCAGCCUCCAAGGCUGUAAGCAACGAGGCUGUGCUUGUUUCGAAGUUUGUUUCUUCUGUUGCCAUUUCUACCAGCACAAAUCCUCGAACUACUGCAGGUGCUUGAUGGCUGCUGCUUGAGCAAAUUGUGAGAAUUUACCCUGUAAGUCGUAGUUGAAGGAUACAGGGUGAGACCCAAUGGGUGCGGUAUAGCCAUUGUUAACCUUGCUUCCCUUGGGUUCUUAUAGGUUUAACUCCACCUGUCAAAUUUGAAAAGUGAAGGUGGGGUUAUGUGGAUAUUGAAGUGGCUUUUCUUUUCUUUUCUUUCCUUUUUUUUUUUUCUUUCUACUCCUUUGGUUCUCGUGGGCUCAUUCCCUUUUUCCUCUUUAUCAAUGGAGGUGUAAGUGUGUGUAUCAUAAGGGAUUUGGUUUAUAGAGGUAGUGCUGCUCCGGAUUUCCUACCUGAUAAUGUUUAUUUUGUGUAAUGAUGCAAAAAGAUUGUUCCCUUUGUACUUUUA